Molecule: messenger RNA, 1665 nt
Organism: Trichomonas vaginalis G3
Lineage: Eukaryota; Parabasalia; Trichomonadida; Trichomonadidae
Product: UDENN domain family
Exons: 1
Coding region: 1-1665 (554 amino acids)
Source: RefSeq, a predicted model, not a curated record
AUGAAUAAUGAUAAAAUAGAAGAAGUUAUACGGAAAAGGCGACUAAUUUUUGAUCAGGCACUUCAAGAGAUACGUCGUCCUAACAAGGAAGAUAUAUUUGAGCACUUGUUGCUCAUUGGAGUUCCGCCCGAUGAAAUAAGUCAGCCACGGUUUAAAAUUUUAUGUUUAUUCCCGUAUUAUCCAUUGAAGAUAGAGCCGUCAGAGUAUGAAUCUAUUAUAGAUUUUGCAUUUCCAGCAGGUUUAAAAAAAUGCGAACCAUAUUCACAGCAUCAUUCAGCAAUAAUCGAUGAAUUCGCUUUUGCUUUCAAGAAGGAAGGCAACCUACAAUAUGGGUUAUGCGUACAGUUUAAAGUUCCAUCAGAUGUUGAUCCUUUUUUUGUUUCUGAGACAAAUAGAUGCUAUCCAUUCUGCUUACUUAUGAUGACUCGAGAUAUGUCAUUUACAUCACAUUUCAGAUUCCUUACAUGCCUCGUAAAAAAUUUUAUUGGUUGGGAGGCGAUUUAUCGAGAAUUCGAGUUUAUGAAAGACUUUACUCCAUUCAAAGUUGAAAUACAAGAAGGAGAUGAACCCAUUUUCUUAGAAUCAAUGGGCAGAGUCUCUUCCUUUGCAAGAUACGGUAAAAUGCACAUAACAAAAGAUUUUGCACGUGCUGCAACAGCUUACAGAUCUAUUAUUCGCGGAAAACAGUACAUUCAAUGCAAAUUUUCCGAUUCUACAGAAAUUUUUAUUCCUCCAAACGUUGAACACGAAUCCAGCGCAUAUCUACUCGGUUUGGCAGCUCUUGACUCGUUGUUUAGCCAUUUAUCCACCUACAAUAUCGUCAAACUCUUUACAGCCGUUGUUUUAGAACAUAUAAUCAUUGUAAUUACAGAUAAACCAUCAUUAGCAUCGAAUUGCAUACUUGCACUUAGAUCGUUAGUGCAUCCCCUCAAGAUAUUAUCGCCAAUUUCCCCGAUUUUACCAGCAAAACCGAAAUACGAAGCAAUUCUCGGUUGUCCGUCCCCGAUUAUAUGCGGUGUACUUAAGAAUCCCAACCUAGACCUCUCAGAAACAUGCGAUGAGAAGUGUAUCGUUGAUAUUGACAAUGGAAGUGUAAUUGAUGACGAACUUGACGUAUUAGGACAAAUUUUACCUAGAGCAGAUGCGAUAAAAGAAGAUAUAGAGCGUAUUCUCGCUGCAAACCAUAAUCUAAUUGAAGUUCCUCCGCGUCAUAUUUAUAGUAACGGAAAAAACAUCAGAAAUCCCGACUGGGGAAGUUUCUAUGCCGCUGACAACCAUGUUUCCAUGCCUUUGCACUACAUGAGUUCGAUAAAUCCGAAAUACAUUUUCACAGCGACCGUUGUAGGCAAAAUCAUGAAAGUUUUCCAGAGAAGAUUCAUUAAGGAACUUUACGAGAACAUGGAAAUGUGUUUUGUGACCGAAACAACUGAUUCUUUGAAACCUGUCAUCAUAUUCAACCAAGAAAUCUUCAAAGGACAGCCAUACGCUAAGACAAAUGAUAAGUUCAUCAAGAGAUUCAUGCAGACAUCUAUUUUUGAUGAAUAUGUACAAAGAAAACUUGAUUAUUUGACAAUUCUCAAAACUGCUGUUAUGAAUGAGUCAAAAUGCAGAGAAAUGGAAGAGUUUUUGCGAGUUUAUGAUGAAAUUACAUCAAUGCUCGAUUAA